Vombatus ursinus (common wombat) is the source of this 993-nucleotide messenger RNA. RefSeq names its product transmembrane protein 70, mitochondrial-like. The record is from RefSeq and is a predicted model, not a curated record. Gene Ontology annotation, cellular component: mitochondrial membrane. Lineage: Eukaryota; Metazoa; Chordata; Mammalia; Diprotodontia; Vombatidae. Gene Ontology annotation, biological process: mitochondrial proton-transporting ATP synthase complex assembly. Bases 101 to 877 code for a protein of 258 amino acids. The transcript is spliced from 3 exons.
GGAGGGAAAGCGCGGGCCGAGGGGGUGUCUUUGCUGGUGACACCAGGCCGCUGCGGGGCCGCGGUUCCGAAGUUGCCCGCAUUCACUCAGAGCAAGGGAGAUGUUGCUCCUAGCGGUCAGCGGCCAGUGGGCCCCCCGGCUGCGGCUCGGCGGCGGCGGGACGAGGAUUAGACCGUGGGCAGCGGCGGCGCUGCGGAGUCGCUGGGCCGCUCGAGAUCCCCGGGAGUCUUCUGGCCUCAACCGCGCGCGCGCAGGCAGCGAUCGGAGCGCACUCGCAGCACCCCCGGGAUCGGCGCGAGGCCUCGCCCUCCGGGCGCCCCGCCGAGAACAGGGAGCUUCUGGUGAAUGUGUUAGAUGUAUUCAUACUUGUGCCCAUCCUGAACGAUCAGAAGAUGGAAGACUGAUUUAUACAGGGAAUAUGGCAAGAGCAGUAUUUGGUGUAAAAUGUUUCUCUUAUUCGACAAGCCUGCUCAGCCUUGCAUUACUCCCAUACAUGUUUGGACAAACUAAUAUUGAAUUUGGAAGUCUGCCUCUGAAAAUUGCGUUUUUUGGUGCUUUGGGAACUUUUACAUUAAUUACUCCUAUGCUGCUUCACUUUAUUACAAAGGGAUAUGUGGUUCGAUUGUACCAUGAAGCCAAGACAGACACUUACACAGCUAUUACUUAUAAUGUUGCUCUUUUAGAAAAGAGAACAGUGUUUCAUCAGAAUGAUGUAAAGGUUCCAGAUAUCAAAAGUAUAUUUACCUCAUUUUAUGCAAAAACAAAAUCAAUGCUUGUUAAUCCAAUGCUUUUUCCACAUCCUCAAGAUUAUAACCAUCUUAUGGGCUAUGACAAGCCUUUUACUUUUGACAUUGAAGAAUCCUAUGAAAAUAAAUAGCAUGGAGAAGAUAAAUGUGACCCUCUUUGCUGUUAUGCACCUAUUCAACUGUAUGCUUUUUGUAUCAUUGUAAGGUAAUAAAUUAUCUUUUUAUUGUUAGUAUCUUACUUUUAAAA